ACACAACAGUUAAAAAGACCUAAUCAUUUUGUAGUCUAAAUGAACUAAAUCACAUUUAUUUUUAGUAUAUUUUUCACUGAACGUAGGGAUUUAUGUUCAUUUUAAUACACACUACUACCGUUUAAAGGUUAUUUUGAACAGAAAAUAAUUAUUUUGUUCAGCAGGGAUGCAUUAAAUUGUUCAGAAGUGACAGUAAAAUAUUUCUGUUUCCGACAAAUUCUGUUCUAAGUUUAAAAAAUAAAUAAAUAAAAAUAAAUAAGAAUGUAUAAAUAAGAAAAGACUGGAGUAAUGGCUGCAGAAAAUUCAGCAUUGCCAUCACAAAAAUAAAUUACCUUUUUAAAAUAUGUGACCCUGGACCACAAAACCAGUCUUAAGUUGCACGGCCCGGGGUAUAUUUGUAGCAAUAGCCAACAAUACAUUGUAUGGAUCAAAAAUCAUUAGGAUAUUAAGUAAAGAUCACGUUCCAUGAAGAUAUUUUGUAAAUUUCCUACUUUAAAUAUAUCAAAACCUAAUUUUUGAUUAGGAAUAUGCAUUGCUAAGGACUUAAUUUGGACAACUUUAAAGGCAAUUUUCUCAAUAUUUCGAUUUUUAUCAAAAUAUUUUGGUUGAAAGCUUAUUUAUUUAGUUUUCAGAUGAUUUUGAAAUCUCAAUUUCAAAAAAAUUACCAUUAUGACUGGUUUUGUGGUCAUAUAUAUUAAAAUAGAAAACAGUUAUUUUAAAGUGCAGUGCUAUUUAACAAGCUUAGCCAACUGUUUUUACAGUAUUUUUAAUCAAAUAAAUGCAGACUUGUUAAACAUAAUAUGUAUAUAUUAGAGUCAAUUGUGUUUAUAUUUAUUUACACUAGUCAUACUGUAUGGACUACUUGUAUAGGCUUUUGUGGAGACUGACAGAUGUCACUACGAUUGUUUGUCUUUAUCAUUCCAUGGAAACAAAAUACAACAUACAGCUUUUUAAUUUUGGCCAAACUUUUUGUUUAAAACAAAUGAAAUCCAAUUCUUACAUGAGCUGCAGUAAGGACCCAAAUGCAUGGGGGGUGCUGUUGGGGUGGCAUACAUGCAGUGCACUCUGCUUAUCCUGCCCCAAAACAUUCUUAACACAGCCAUGACAGAGACCACUGAGGAAUACAGGCCAUUCGCAGCACAGCUGUCCAAUGUUUACCUCACCAUCCUGACUCUCUUCUGCUUCAAACUUUUCAUUAGAAUUACCCUUAAUCUACUCACACACUUCUACAUCAUCAAAGGCAACCGCAAGGAGGCUGCCCGGAUUACAGCUGAGUUCUAUGAUAAUGGUCAAGGGCAUGGGUCUUGGGCUGACCGCUCUGCUCUUCAUGAUGCUGCCAGCCAAGGACGACUGCUGGCUCUCAAGACCCUCAUUACACAGGGUCACAGCGUGAAUGUGCUGACAAUAGACCACGUUAGCCCUCUUCAUGAGGCUUGCAUAGGGAGCCAUGUUGCCUGUGCCAGAGCCCUGAUAGAUGCUGGAGCCAACGUUAAUGUAACAACUAUAGAUGGAGUGACUCCAUUGUAUAAUUCCUGCUCAGCUGGCAGUUUGGAAUGUCUAGAGCUGCUUUUGCAGAGUGACGCCAGACCACAGGCCCUUGCUAUAUGCCAGCCUUCACCCAUCCAUGAGGCAGUCAGCAGGGGCCACAGUAAGUGUGUGGAGGCACUGAUUGCAUGGGGUGUGGAUGUGGACUACGAAAUCCCUCACAUGGGCACUCCUCUCUACAGUGCUUGUCGAUGUCAGGAGUUCUUAUGUGUCCGCAAGCUGCUCGAUGGAGGUGCAAAUGUGCAGAGAGGCACAAAUUUGGAGAGUCCUCUUCAUGUAGCAGCCCAGAAAGACUGUAUAAGCAUAGUGAAGCUCCUGCUGGAAUUUGGGGCAGAUGUAAAUGCACGCAACCUGGAGUUUAAGCGGCCCGUGGAGGCUGCUCCUCCAGGGAGCCUUACAGAGGGAUUCCUAUUGAUUUAUGAAGCGACACCCCGUUCUCUGUGUCAACUGUGCCGUCAGCAAAUCAGGGAGAGUUUGGGACGUUCCCGACUGUAUCUUUUACCACGUUUGCCCCUCCCUAAAGCCAUGAAGAACUUUCUACAAUAUAGAUAAUGUCCUUCUGUUUGUUUAGUAUUACUGUGUUGACUUAGUAUAAGUAAUAAAAGCUGUUUUACCUUU
This is a messenger RNA of Onychostoma macrolepis, 2163 nucleotides long. It is a transcript of the gene asb5a, whose product is annotated as ankyrin repeat and SOCS box containing 5a. NCBI's taxonomy places the organism in Eukaryota, Metazoa, Chordata, Actinopteri, Cypriniformes, Cyprinidae. Bases 1027 to 2097 code for a protein of 356 amino acids. Gene Ontology annotation, biological process: intracellular signal transduction; protein ubiquitination; positive regulation of protein catabolic process. Gene Ontology annotation, molecular function: protein binding. The transcript has 7 exons. The record is from RefSeq and is a predicted model, not a curated record.